CUGGAGGCUCCUCCCAAUGCUCACUUCACCUUUCACCUCUUCGCGGCCGCCGGUAAGCCUCAGGCCCCGCCCACCGGGGGGGUGGAAAUGCUCUUCCGUGACCCACAAUUAUUGGUGACUAUUGCCUGUCCAUAACAGGAAAAGCGGUUACGGAUUGGCUGAGGCGAAGUAGUAGGGCGGAAGAGUGGGUAUAGCUGCCUGCACGCACGCUUGGUGCGUGCGCGGCGACGGCGGCGGCAGGCAGUGGCAGUCAUGGCGGCUCAGUGCGUGAGGCUGGCGCGGCGCAGUCUUCCGGCUUUGGCGUUGUCUCUCAGAAACAAAGUCUUCGUUUCUCGUGUGUGGACUCCCUGCAGGCCAUCUCCCCGGUUGUUGUGCACAGCCACGAAACAAAAGAACAGUGGCCAGAACCUGGAAGAGGACAUGGGUCAGAGUGAACAGAAGGCAGAUCCUCCUGCUACAGAGAAGAGCCUCCUGGAAGAGAAGGUUAAGUUGGAGGAGCAGCUGAAGGAGACUGUGGAAAAAUAUAAACGAGCUUUGGCAGACACUGAGAACUUGCGGCAGAGGAGCCAGAAAUUGGUGGAGGAGGCAAAAUUAUAUGGCAUUCAAGCCUUCUGCAAGGACUUGUUGGAGGUGGCAGACGUUCUGGAGAAGGCAACACAGUGUGUUCCUAAAGAAGAAAUUAAAGACGAUAACCCUCACCUGAAGAACCUCUAUGAGGGGCUGGUCAUGACUGAAGUCCAGAUCCAGAAGGUGUUCACAAAGCAUGGCUUGCUCAAGUUGAACCCUGUCGGAGCCAAGUUCGACCCUUAUGAACAUGAGGCCUUGUUCCACACGCCCGUUGAGGGGAAGGAGCCGGGCACAGUGGCCCUAGUUAGCAAAGUGGGGUACAAGCUGCAUGGGCGCACUCUGAGACCUGCCCUGGUGGGGGUGGUGAAGGAAGCUUAGCUGCUAUUGAUGGGGUGGGUGUUUUUAAACUCACUUGCUGUAACUCUUAAGGCUGGUUCAUUGUUUCUCAUCUUUGAGUACAUGUGACCUUUUCCCAAACCUUGUUGGAAACCUUAAGUAACCAGUGGCUAAACAGAAAAUGAAGCGGGUUGCAUAACUGCGUUAAUGAACUGUAAUUCGGGAGUCUGUUCCCUUUUAGUGCCACGCGUUGAAUAGUUCCACAUACUUAGAAGAGCUCAGCGGGGCUCUGCCAGGUCUCCUGAGCAUCAUGAGUAAUGUGUCUGCUCAGACUCUGCUGACACCAAAGUAUUUUAAAUAAAAGGUCUUGGGGAAUUCUGUUUGGCUACCUGGACGUGCCAGUCUGCACCGUGUGUCCCUGCAGCUCACUGCGUGUGGCGCAUGAGUGACUGGCAUAUUUAGCCCAUCACAUUUCAUUCGCUGAAGGAAAGGCAAGAGUUGAAACAUUUUCCGUAAAAAAAAUGAUCUUUGUGAAGAACAUAGUGAGUUCGUUUGUCAUCAGUCAACAGCGGCUGAAACUGACCACUGAGAAAUGGGCGUGGGCACUGACAAUUCUCAGCACCAUUAUUUGGCCAGGAAUUGAGCUUGGCUUGGCAAAGGUCCUUUUACCCUGUUCUGUUCAUCUAAAUGCAGACAUAUUUAAAUCAUAUUCAACUAGUUACUAACGACCUCAAGGUGUAUUCCCUGGCAAAAUGGACUUUCUCAAAAUAGGACUGCACGCUUGGUGUACUUUAAAUGUUAAUGUUUAAUUUAAAAAUUUUAUUUAAGAGGAUUAAAGCCCUAAUGUUUAUUUUCCUACUUUCUGAUAACAA
Messenger RNA from Cercocebus atys (sooty mangabey), 1775 nucleotides. It is a transcript of the gene GRPEL1, whose product is annotated as GrpE-like 1, mitochondrial (E. coli). Gene Ontology annotation, cellular component: PAM complex, Tim23 associated import motor. Gene Ontology annotation, biological process: protein folding; protein import into mitochondrial matrix. Lineage: Eukaryota; Metazoa; Chordata; Mammalia; Primates; Cercopithecidae. The transcript is spliced from 4 exons. Bases 253 to 945 code for a protein of 230 amino acids. The record is from RefSeq and is a predicted model, not a curated record. Gene Ontology annotation, molecular function: adenyl-nucleotide exchange factor activity; protein homodimerization activity; protein-folding chaperone binding.